Brachypodium distachyon (stiff brome) is the source of this 5541-nucleotide messenger RNA. Its product is annotated as protein SHORTAGE IN CHIASMATA 1. Gene Ontology annotation, biological process: resolution of meiotic recombination intermediates; reciprocal meiotic recombination. The transcript has 11 exons. Bases 130 to 5319 code for a protein of 1729 amino acids. The record is from RefSeq and is a predicted model, not a curated record. NCBI's taxonomy places the organism in Eukaryota, Viridiplantae, Streptophyta, Magnoliopsida, Poales, Poaceae.
CAACUCCACCCUCCUUCCACACCACGCCAGAGCACCGCAGCCGAGCAACGAGAUCAAGCGUUUCAACAUUUCAAACCCAAACCACUGUCUUCUUCCUCCUCCAACUCCCACCUCCUUCCCCGCCUCUCCAUGCGGACUCGCUUCCUCGCCACCGACUACUUCUCGCCGUCGGCGUCAGCCUCCUUUUCGGACCAAGCGCUAGCCCUAGCGUCCUUGCGCUUCCCUUCUCUCCCCGUCCCUUCUCUUCCUCCCGAUCCUCACACCCCCCUCCCCCUCCCGUUCCCCGCCGACCUCCCCGCAUUCAGCGUCUCCAGCGACGAUCUCGACUCUCUCCCCAUAUCCUCUGCCCUCUCCGAGUUCUUCGCCGCCGUUAUCCCGCAGACCCUGCCUGUGCCGACUAUCCCCGCCGCCGACGAGGGGUUGGAUGAUUACCUAUACGAUAGGGGCUGGCAGUGCGAGGGUUUUAGCUGGAAGGAGUCUGUUGGGUUCAGAUUCCCUAAGGCAUUGGACGAGACCAGCCGCGGAAAAGAUGGGAAGGGAGACGGAUCGAGGUCAGAUAGAUUGGGGACCUCCACGGAUACGGAGAGAUGGGAACUGCUGAAGGGGCUCAGAUUUGAGGUUGUAGAGGUCGAUCUCCUACAGGUUUUGCAAGGAGACAUUGCAUCCUUUGGUGGUGAUGAGUCGGCUGAUGGUGUCACCUUAUCAUUUCGUGUUCCAGAUGUGAAAAUCCACCUGGAUUUCAUUGAUAUUGACAAUGACAUGCCAAUGGCAUAUCCAACUGAACUUGCGGAUUCAAUUUAUCAAGUAGAGAAAAUCCCUGUAAAAUACAUAGAUGAUGACCAUUCUUGUGCAAGAGAUAUUAGCUUCUCAGCAAUUGCAGCAUUAGAUCAUGGAGUGAAAAUACCACAAUUGGAGGUCAGUAAGCAUUCUUGGGAGCUCGAUGAGUGUCUAACAAAGGCAGAUAUAUCCCAUAUUUUUCAUAACCUUGUUGAACGCUUGGAUGAAGCACAAGUUCAGCAUUCAGUGUUUAACUCAACUGAGUUUUUGAGAUCAACUGAUAUGGACAUGUUGGCCUUUGUUUGCAAAGAUCCCCCAUGUGCAGAUUAUCAAGCAGAUAAACCAAUAACAGUCACAGCUGCAGUAGAAAUGGAUCUUGUGAGGAUCAAUGAUAAUAUUCUACUUGAGAGAAAAUCAGCAUUAUACCCUCUCAAGCCCGACGGGACCUGUUCAGACUUGCCUUGCUCAAUUCUUUUAGAAGAAGUACAGAUCAUUGAUUUUCCUUCAGAUGAUGCCUUCAAAAUGCUUGUUAAGUCAGAGAGAGCUAAGCUGAAUAUAUCUGAUGAACUAUUCAAAGGUGACUUUGAUCCAGCAAAGCGGUUCUAUGAAUCAAUAGUCAGCUCUGAGUUGGCGCUGGUUGAUGAUACAUUCAGAUCACUACCCACACCUAUUUUAACUGAUGAUAUAACACUGAGAUCCAUCACUCCCCCUCUAAGAGAAGUACUGUGCUCCCUGAAACCACGUUCUCUUUCUGCAGCUGAUGGAAUUUAUUUGGAUUGGCAUCUUUUAUUGGAAGGUCCAUGCAACCGGGAAACCUGCUCUACUUAUGCAAGCAUGGUUGAGGAAGUAAAAAGUGACCAUUUAAAUUCUGAGCUGCAAGUUAGCUGUCAGCAGACAUCUGCACUUGGCUUCGAUUUUCUUGAGUACUUUUGGAGAAGUGCAAAGCUUCAAGAUGUGGGCAAACAGAAUAAUAUUUAUGUCCCUGCUCCUCUACCUCAAGAUCCACCUGCUGUAGUGGAAACGACUCAGAAAUACAGACAAGAAAGCGAUGCUAGAGAUCAUGGCCACAUGGAAAAAUUGAGUUCAGAAAAGGCAUCUUCCUUAUUCGAGUCAGAAUCACAAUCCAAUAACCUAAACUUCUACUUGAAUGUCAGAAGUGGCACCAAGAGAAGAACUAAUGAUAAAAACAUUUCAACUUUAGAUAUCCCUCACGCAAAAGAGCAAGCAGCUUCUUUUUCAAGCAGGCCUAAAGUUGAUAAGCUCAUAGAAAUUCAUCCUGUCAGCCUCUCAGAUUCUAUUCGAGUCCUUAUCAAGCACAUCCAUAUAAUCUAUACAUCAGCUUUGCAAGAAAGUGCAUAUUUGAGACAUACUUUUUCGGAUGGACCUGGUUUAAGCAUUUCGAAGCAGAAGCUUCUUGAACUGAUAACCGGAGAAGGUUCAGAUGACUUCUAUAGUCACUGUAAAUAUGAAGAUAAGAUGGAGCUCAUUGUACUCUAUGGAUUAAAACAGGUUGCAUAUUACCUAUGUUUCUUUGGGUUGCAUGCUGCCCACCUUUACAUAAGCAACUUGAUUGAAAGCUUUGAAAAUGUUCCUGAGAGGUUAAGAAAUAUUCAUCGUCUCAUUGGUGAAGCGCGGUGGAAAGCUGAGAAGCAUCAAUCGGAGUCUCAUCCAUCAUUAUUGGACAUUGAGACAAUCCUGGUAUCUAAUACACGAAUCAGCCAAAAAAUCCUUAUAGUUGCGGAUAGAGCUUUCUGGCUGCCAUUGGGUCAAAAGUUAACUUCUAUGAAGAUGACAUUUGUUGAGCUGGGAAAAGACCCUGAUGCUGCUUAUUUAGAUCCGGUGAACAAGACAAACUCUACAACUUGGGUGCUGAGAGGAUUGCCGAAAUCUGACUGCAUUUUGCUAGAUAAUAAGAACAUUCCAGCUUCAUUCCCUUUCAAUGAGUUUGGCAUAAUACUGGAAUAUGGAGGUCCAAGUAAAUCAUCUACUUUGUUGUCUCUGAAUCCUAAAUUAGAUGGUUUUCCACCAUUGCAUUUCCUCUAUGUCAAAGUGGAUGUUGAAGAUUUUUCGAUUGCACUUGCUGAGGACAACCAUACAGAUCAAGAUUUGAAAUCCAAAUUGGACACAGUUUUGCAUGCACUUCAGAAGGAUUUGCAAGAGAAGAUGGAUAAAAUGCGCAUUGUUGAUUCAUUGAACUUUAUACCAGAAACUAAUCAUCCACAAGGUCUGCAGGAAAAUCUGCGCAAACAUCUCAGUGGUGAUUCAACAAAGAAUUUGCCUGUAGAUGAUCAAUGGCUCAAAUUAGAAUCUCCGGAGAACAAGAAUAUUAUUGAUGUGCAUAAUUCUGUGCCUGCAGCUGAACAACGGCACAUACAGGAAACAUUGAGCAAAAGAACUAUUCUUGAUCCACAAACUUGCGUGCCUUCAGUUGAGAAGAGCAGCUCUACUUCUUCUGUAUCUGCAAAUGUGAUGAAACAAGACAAUCUAUCUGCUACUGACUUGCCUUACAGUGUAACAAUUGACAGAAUCACGCCAGGAAGAUUGUCUACCUCAGAAGCGGUGAUUGUUGUAAACACUCGAAUUCAUGGAAAGAACAUGAUUUUCUCUCGAAGGUCAUCUUAUCAGCAGAUACUAUCUUUGGAGAAAAGAGGACUGCAGGUUGUGGAACGAGACGUUGAUCUUCCUGUGGAUCUAAUACUCAGUUCUGCAGUUUGCUUAGUAUGGUGUGAGAGCAAAAUGUUUGGAUGCAAUGAAUUCACAUCAUCAAUGGAGACAUCUAGCAUAACCAAUUUUGUAGAGACCAUAGCAACCAAUAUUCUGAUGUCAAUUAGCUUCUCUUUCAGUGGCUGCAUAAUGGUCUUUGAGGGAGAACCUUACUUCCUUUCUGUUGUAAUGGAGUCAUCUGAUUCUCUAUAUGCUGCAGCUGCUAGUCUGGUCAUGAACUUGCAGCUAUUCUUCUCACCCACCUCCAAGUCAACAGAUGAAAUAAUUCUCAGUUGCAUUAGGUACGCGGCUAGGUUAAAUAAAGCUCCUCCGGAUAUACCUGAAUCAGAAAGCCUGGCUGAAUCAUUUCUCACGAAAUUCCCUUCAAUCAAUCCCUUGUCCGCACACAUAAUGCUUUCUUCUGGAGGCAGCCUUGUGGAGUUGUUCAGCUGGUCACACGAGCGGCGUAUUGAGGCCGUCGGAAAGUAUCUGUUGUCUCCACAGAGCAUUUCUCUAUUCAGUGCCUUGUGCAAAUUUGGUGAGCUGGGUGAAUCAAGGUCUGUGAUGACCGAUUGCUCUUCUGUAGAUUCAGACAUCUGUAGUCCUUUGUUGCAGUCUCCAAGGAAGAGAAAAAAACGUGCCUCACAAGCUUUUGCAGAACCAACUAUUGCUUCCCUCCAUCCUGAUCUUCUAAACCAAUUGCCUGGUGACUUUGUAGAACAUGACAGUGGAUUGUCACCGCCUAAAUUGAGGAGGUUUUCCAACAUGACAGUGCCUGAGCGUCCAGAGGUCUUUAUGUUUGAUCAAAGUUUGAGUAGGGGAGGUGUAGGGGUUUCUUGUCUACCAGGAAAUCAUGAUGUGGACGCAAUAAUUGGCAAUCAGACCACGGGUGAUUAUUUCAGCAAUGGAUUGACUACAGAUAUGAGGACAUAUAAUGGAAGGGCUAGCAGUAUGGUGGACACACACAACUUUUCUUGGCGGCCUGAAUUAGGGGGUAAAGAACCAAUCGAAAGCUCUUUUUCCGCAAGCAAACCAUCAUUCAGCAGAAAUUACAGUCAUCCAAUUUUUCCAACUGCAUUGGAGAUCAAUGAUGAUCCUCGUGACUGGGAGAUUUCAGAAGGUGCACAUCACACUUGGAACGAGCAUGCACAUGCGGAUAUUGACACAACCUCUUGCAGGAAUGAUGUGGGCAGCAGAUAUCAUGAACCAAGAGAGGUAAUAAUGCAGAAUCCAGCAAGUUCGCUUGCUUUUCUGAAACAGGAUAUUGGCUGUCAUGCAUCUUCACAUGGUUCAGGCUGGGAAAUUGAUUAUCUUAGGCAAAUGAAUGAAAAAAGAAGAGCACAUCAGGCGAGAUCGAGAUGUAAUUCAUCAACAAUGAUGCCAAAUUCAAGAAUAGGGGAUGGAUCCUCUAGGGUUCUAAAUCCCCCAUCUAUAGAAUCCUUCAGAUACCGAAGAGAUAGAGACAGCAUGGAUAGAGAUACUCCUUCGAGGGAUCGAAGCCCUUGUAAUGGGACUCGCCGUUAUGGGAAAAGCAGAGGAGGAACUAAAGCCCCAAGCCACAGGCCAAGAAAAGAUUUGAAGAUGCAACCGAGUGUAAGUCAUGAAAACCGGAUAGAGCCAUCCAGGGAUCCAACAUGGACUCCUGUUGACAAGAGAGCGCGACAGAAACUCUCAUUUGCAACAUAUGGGAAGGAAAAACAAAGCAAGCUGAUCUGGAGAAACCAAAACAGCCCCGGCCUCGGGUGUGGCUUCCGAAAAAGAUACCGGGAAGAAGUAUCUGGAAAGAGUAAAAUAUGUUCGUAUGUCAAACAACAACUCGUCUUGAAACAUUGCGGGUGAACUACUGAAAUACCAACAUCAUUGUUUGCCUGCUAUGAAGAGGAAGAAGUGAUUGUUUGUCCUUUUGAACCCUCGAGACUGACCUGGCGCUCAUUCAGGGUGUUAUUCUCAUUUUGCACUUCAGUGAUUGUGUAGAAAGAUGUUUCCGUUUCUCAAUAUCACUUAAUAUGUUUCUUCUAUAAAACAAACUUAGUUUAGUAAAAGAAAACGCUAUUUUAGUAC